Molecule: messenger RNA, 5944 nt
Organism: Myripristis murdjan (pinecone soldierfish)
Lineage: Eukaryota; Metazoa; Chordata; Actinopteri; Holocentriformes; Holocentridae
Gene: plcb1l
Product: phospholipase C beta 1-like
Exons: 33
Coding region: 209-3943 (1244 amino acids)
Biological process (GO): memory; G protein-coupled receptor signaling pathway; phosphatidylinositol metabolic process
Cellular component (GO): nuclear speck; cytoplasm
Molecular function (GO): calmodulin binding; phosphatidylinositol-4,5-bisphosphate phospholipase C activity; calcium ion binding
Source: RefSeq, a predicted model, not a curated record
UCCGCUGCGCCUGCGUCCGUCACAGCUCUCCAAAGCCGAGACGCGCGCCACUGUUAAUGCGGGCAUGACAUACUGGCAGCAGUAGUGGGCUUCUGUCAGCCUGCUUUUAAACUGAUUACCAAGAGGAAAGGGAGGAGAAAGAAGAGGAGAAGAGAGGGAACUGACUCAUUUCUGCCGCUGCCGUGCGUCGAGAAGAGUAGAUGAGUCAAUGGCAGGGGCACAGCCUGGAGUUCAUGCGUUGAAGCUCAAGCCCGUGUCCGUGCCCGAGAGCCUGUGGAGGGGCAAUAAAUUCAUGAAAUGGGAUGAUGAUUCAACCACUGUGACCCCGGUGACUCUAACAGUCGACCCUAAAGGUUACUUCCUGUAUUGGACCGACCAAAACAAGGAAACAGACCUGCUGGAUAUUGCGCACAUAAAGGAUGCCAGAAACGGAAAAUGCACUAAAACACCCAAGGAUGCCAAGCUGCGGGAGCUACUUGAUGUCAGCACCCUGGUGGGGAAGAUGGAGAACAGGAUGUUGACGGUGGUGAGCGGCCCUGACAUGGUCAACAUCACCUACCUCAACUUCAUGGCCUUCCAGGAGGAGAUUGCUAAGGAAUGGGCGGAAGAGCUGUUCAGCCUGGCAUCUAACCUGUUGGCACAGAACAUGUCCAGAGAGGCCUAUCUGGAGAAAGCAUACACUCGACUGAAGCUGCAGCUCAACCCUGAGGGGCGAAUCCCUGUCAAGAAUAUCUUCAGGAUGUUCUCGGCAGACAGGAAACGAGUGGAGACAGCCCUGGAAAACUGUAACCUCCCUUCUGGCAGGAAUGACUCCAUCCCCCAGGAGGACUUCACCCCCGAGGUCUACAACAUGUUCCUCAGUAACAUCUGCGCCCGGCCUGAGCUGGACCACAUCUUCUCCGACGUGGGUGCUAAGAGUCGUCCAUACCUCACCGUGGAGCAGAUGACAGAGUUCAUCAACAGCAAACAGCGAGACCCUCGUCUGAACGAGAUCCUCUAUCCGCCUCUCAAACCAGAGCAAGUCCAGCUGCUGGUGGACAAAUAUGAGCCCAACACCUCGCUGGCUCAGAGAGGUCAGAUCUCCGUGGAGGGCUUUGCCAGGUACCUGAGCGGGGAGGAGAACAGCAUCAUCCCCCCCGAAAAGCUGGACCAGAGCGAAGACAUGACCCUGCCCCUCUCCCACUAUUUCAUCAACUCCUCGCACAACACAUACCUCACAGCUGGCCAGCUUGCGGGGAAUUCUUCCGUGGAGAUGUACAAGCAGGUUCUCCUGUCAGGAUGUCGCUGCAUUGAACUGGACUGCUGGAAGGGACGCACCACCGAAGAAGAGCCCAUCAUCACCCACGGCUUCACCAUGACAACUGAAAUCUCCUUCAAGGAGGUGAUCGAGGCUAUCGCGGAGUGCGCCUUCAAGACCUCCCCCUUCCCGGUCAUCCUGUCUUUCGAGAACCACGUGGACUCACCAAAGCAGCAGGCUAAGAUGGCUGAGUACUGCCGGUCAAUAUUUGGAGACGCAUUACUGACGGACCCUCUGGAGAAAUAUCCUCUGGAGUCUGGAGUGCCAUUACCCAGCCCUAUGGAACUGAUGGGAAAAAUCCUCGUGAAAAACAAGAAGAAACACCAUAAAACAGAUGGAAGCACCAAGAAGAAACUGUCUGAGCAGGUUUCUAACACCUACAGUGACUCCUCCAGCGUGUGUGAGCCUUCCUCCCCUAGUGCAGGUUCCACCAAAGAGGAGAUGGCAGAUUCCUCGCAGCCUCCAGAGGGUGCUGAGCUUAGCCUGAGGCCGCAGGGCAGGAAGUCCAUCGGUGAGGUAGAGGCAGAAAGCGACGAUGAAGAUGACGAUGAUGACGACUGUAAGAAGGGCUCAAUGGACGAGGGCACGGCAGGCAGUGAGGCGUUUGCCACCGAGGAAAUGUCCAACCUGGUCAGCUACAUCCAGCCUGUCAAAUUCAACAGCUUCGAGGGUUCCAAAAAGAUCAAUCGCAGCUACCAGAUGUCGUCCUUCGUAGAGACCAAAGCUUUGGAGCAACUGACCAAAUCUCCUGUGGAGUUUGUGGAGUACAACAAGCUGCAGCUGAGCAGGAUCUAUCCGAAAGGAACCAGAGUGGAUUCAUCCAACUACAACCCUCAGCUCUUCUGGAAUUCCGGCUGUCAGCUGGUGGCUCUCAACUUCCAGACAAUAGAUUUGUCCAUGCAGCUGAACCUGGGUAUGUAUGAAUACAACGGGAAAUGCGGCUUUAGGCUGAAACCUGAGUUCAUGAGGCGGCCAGACAAACACUUUGACCCUUUCACUGAGAGCACCGUGGACGGGAUAGUGGCCAACACACUGUCUGUGAAGAUCAUUUCAGGCCAGUUCCUGACAGAUAAGAAGGUGGGAACUUACGUGGAGAUCGACAUGUUUGGUCUGCCAGUGGACACCAGGAGGAAGGCUUUCAAGACCAAGACGUCACAGGGUAACGCCAUCAACCCCGUGUGGGAAGAGGAGGCCAUCGUCUUCAAGAAGGUUGUUCUGCCAACCUUGGCCUCAUUGAGGAUAGCUGUGUUUGAAGAAGGAGGGAAAUUCAUCGGGCAUCGUAUCAUUCCUGUGUCUGCCAUCCGUCCAGGCUACCACUACAUCGGCUUGAGGAAUGAGAAGAACCAGUCCCUGACACUGCCUGCUCUGUUUGUGUACGUGGAAGUGAAGGACUAUGUCCCAGACACGUUUGCAGAUGUCAUCGAGGCCCUGUCCAAUCCCAUCCGCUACGUCAACCUGAUGGAGCAGAGAGCCAAUCAGCUCGCGGCUCUUACUCUGGAAGAGGGAGGAGAGGAGGAGGUUGACAAAGAGGUGGAGGCAGGAGGCGACGCCCCCUCGGAGCCCAAGGUGGACCAGAGGGUAACGCUGCCUGCAGAGAACGGACUGAGCCAUACUCCCAUCAUCUCCCCUAAACCCCCGUCGCUGGGCGGCCACCAGCCUCAGCCUACAGGCUCAGUGAAACCGUCGGUGAAGACUGAGGACAUUAUUCAGAGUGUCCUCACUGAAUUGGAGGCCCAGACAUUGGAGGAGCUGAAGCAGCAGAAAGGCUUCGUCCGGGAGCAGAGGAAGCAGUACAAAGAGAUGAAGGAGCUCGUCCGGAAACACCACCGCAAGACCAGCGAGCUCAUCAAGGAGCACACGGCUCGCGUCUCUGAGCUGCAGAGCCAGCACCAGCGCCGGCGCUCCGCCUUGCAGAAGAGCCACAAACGAGACGGUAAGAAAAGCCGGACACUCUCUCUGUCAACCCUGGACCAGGAGCUGUGCGAGCUGGAUCAGGAGUGUAGCCAGCGGCUGGCAGAGCUGAAGGAGCAGCAACAGCAGCAGCUUCUCACACUGCGACAGGAGCAGUACUACAGCGAGAAAUACCAGAAGCGAGAACACAUCAAGCAGCUGGUUGAGAAGUUGACCACCAUUGCAGAGGAGUGCCAAAGUGCUCAGCUCAAGAAGCUCAGAGACAUCUGUGAGAAAGAGAAGAAGGACCUUAAGAAGAAAAUGGACAAGAAGAGGCAGGAGAAGAUCAAUGAAGCCAAAUCUAAAGACAAAAAUGUGACAGAGGAAGAGAAGCUGGAGAUCAACAGAUCGUUUGUCAAUGAGGUGGUGCAGUACAUAAAACGGCUGGAGGACGCCCAGAGCAAACGACAGGAAAGACUACUGGAGAAGCACAAGGACAUCCGCCAACAGAUCUUGGAUGAGAAGCCAAAGCUACAGAGCGACCUGGACCAGGAGUACCAGGACAAGUUCCGUCGGCUUCCUGUGGAGAUCCAAGAGUUCGUGCAGGACAGCAGCAAGGCCAAGCUCAGUGACGACUGUCUCCACAGCAGCCUGUCAGUCUCCUCAACAGCCGAGAAGCUCAACCACAAGGCGUCGCAGUCGGAGGACGACAUGGAGGAGGGCUCGUCAGAGCGAGUCUACGACACGCCCCUUUAGAGAUUCCAUUUGCUUCACACUGGGACACUGAUUGGUGGAGGUGUUUGUGACCACAGAUCUAGGAUGAGACUGCCCCAACUUUGGUCCUAAUUUUAACCAGUGGGAGGAUUAGAUCAAAUCUGAGCCUGGAUUGGUGAGUAGAGGUCGUCUCUGCCUACCGUGCAGUCUUGUCCAAAAAAAAAAAAAAAAAAAAAAAAAAACUUUUCAUGUAAAUACUUUUUGUGUAUUUGUAUGUUAUGUUCUCAUCUGUUUCGGUACGGCCACAGGAUGUGUUACAAAGCACUAACUAUUUGCAGGAAAUAACUUACUUGAACUAUUGCACAGAGAGAAUACGUUCUUUUUAUGUUGUUUUUUUUUCUUCCCCGUUUUGUUUUUUGUUGUUGUUUUUUUAAAUUCUCACGAUAUUGACUGUAGUAGUGGUCAGUCGGUCUGUGGUGCCAAGGUUUUGAUUUCACAGUGCACUUACAGUGGACAUUGUAAUUGAAGUGGAGUCAACUUGUACUGUAAACCAACCACUACAUAUUCAGCCUUUUACGCUUCCAUCUCUUGUAAGGUUUAGAUUCACUUCUAAGUAUUUGCACUGAAAGCUUACUACAUGACUAUGUAACUAUCUUACUUUAACCCAGAGGCACUGGUGGCUUGCUGGUUCUCAAUUUUGUUCUCACAGAACUAAGCCUAUAUAUGUUGCUGCUAUUUUGUUUUAAUACCAUUAGUUUUCAUAAUGAUUUGCAAGAUAUUUGGCAUGGUAAUAAUAUGCAGUGUUUUAUUAUUUCUUGUCAUUUUCUUUUUUUUUUUUUUUUGGGGGGGGGGGGGGGGGGGGGGGUUGAUUUUUAAUAAGUUGGUUUUGAUUGCUUAUCAGCGAUUUGGCUAUAGAGAGGAAGUUAAGGGAAAGUCAAUUGUAGAGUAUCUGCAUGUAUUUGAACAACUGUAAAUGUUACAGUAGCUCUGUAGCGGAAACAAAAUGUUAAGUCAAUGUAAAUGAUUUGAAGUGAUCUUGCAAAACAUUGGGUCCAGAGAAAAGUAUCACCACCUUUUACUUAGGAUAGGGAUGGACAUAGUUUCAAAUUAACAGGUUGCUGUAAACUUGGAGAGCAAUCCCUUUAUUCUAUAUGUUUAUCUCUUUGAACUUAAAUAUUCAGAGAGGAUGAGGUGAUCCUGGUUUUAUGGACCUGCACUUUUUUCUGAAUUGGCUCAUCCUAUAUCUACUGAGGAAUGUGUGCAUUUCCCUCAUACAAACAGCAGCUGGCUGGCAAAACAGUGACUAUCUGGCACUCCUUGGUAAGCUACAGUUUUAAAUUGGGAAAUAGUUGAGUUAUUUUUAAACAGACCCCAGAUGCUCAGUUUAUAUCUGUAAAGAGCACCAGCGUUAAUAUAAAUAACUAGACUAUUUCAUCUUUACUACGUGAGCUGUGUACAUCGCCCAUUCAGUACUCUUAUACUAUGGAAGUGUUUUUAACUUCCUCUCUGUCCAGUGCUAUUGAACUCAUGGAUGUGUCAAUUUGAUAUUGCAUUACAUUUCAACUGAUUUCCCUCGAAAUAAGUUUAAAGCGAAAGGAUUACCUGAAGUGUAAGUACAAAUUACUUUUUAAAAAAGAUGACAGUUCAUAUUAAUGUGAGAGUCCUGUGCCUUUGAAUAGGUUUGCCUUGUUUGAUGUUGAAUGUGUGAAAUGCAUCAUUGUUUAAACCACCAUUAUAUUAUAUUAUAUGAAGUUGUCUGAUAUUGAAUAGAUUGUGUGCACUUUUUAGUACAGUACCACUACUGAGUAACGCUUGUGAUGAGCAGUAUUUGACAUGUGUCUCAUAAGAAACACGAGACAUCCUUCUUUUUGUCUUGAACCACUUUACUGAACUGCCCCUCCCUCCCUUUUCAUCACCUUAAGUGUAUGCAUUCUGGAGUUGUAAAUGUGUUUAAGACAUAAAGGAUAAAACAUGAAGUUGAUAAAAGCAUAGUGUAAAGGGAAUUUGCCUGUAAUUAAAAUAAAUGUGGCUAUUAUUGUACUU